AAUAUCUGGUUGGUCUUAUAAACAGAGAAGAGGAAGCGCAGCACAUACUGUAGCUAGCAUCCUCGGUUCGGUAACGCUGACGGAGAGGAGGGAGGAGGAGAACACUAAUAACGAACAUAUAGAAGGAUAAAAGCCUCCGUGAUGCAACCUAAAGCUUUGAAGAAGACCGGCGCGCGGUGAAGGAUUUGGACCUUUUACAUAUAGCAAGCGCGAAGCCGAGAGGGUGUGCGCUUAAUCCAAUGGGCUGCGGUGGAAGCAGGGCUGCUGCAAUUGAACCACGAUAUUAUGAGAGCUGGACCAGGGAGACAGAAUCGACAUGGCUUACAAACACCGACACCGAAACCCCCCAGUUGCACCAAGGAAUAGUCAGUAAUAACAUCGGGAGUCUCGAGAGUGCUGGCCCUGGUAUGAAAGAGAACGCCGUGACAUGUACAGGUAAGGCGGAGGGGGGUAGGCAGGCACAGUUAGGUGCAAGCGCCUCUCUCCGGGAGAAGAGGAUGGUGAACACGGGAACACAAUGUGGGAAGCAGCCCGUGCUCUCCACCUCCAGUGUCAGCACCCAAAGGAGGCCUGUGCACAGGGAAGAGACCAAGCAAGAUGCCAGAAGAAUGUCCUCCAAGGACGUGGCUGGGAAUAUCACCAAGAGUAUCCAGCAAGUCAGCCGGGGGGACAUGACGCCCAGCUGUGUCCAGUAGGGGGGUCUUGUUCGGAGUGCUGCGGGGCGGAGAGGAGCGGAGGACACGGUCUGGGAGAAGACUGCUGGGAUAAAGUGACUGUUUCAAAUGGCCAUCAAACUGAGGCCAGGUAGUUCCAUUCCUAGCCCAGAGGACUGAGGUUCAAGACGCCAUUUGAAUGAGGUGCCCUUACUACCCUGUCUGGUAAUGCAGGGUAAAUUGCCAACUGGAAAAUGCUGCUGAAAUCGACCUUUACCUAUUUGUAAGUGUCCUGUUCGUUUUGUUUGAUCAUUGUUCCAGCCAUUUCAUAAAGAUCCUCAGUUGGAAAUGCUGUGAGUUGUAAUAGAUACUCUGUGGUGACAUUGAUGAUUCAUCAUCUUUGUCCUGCUAGGUCAAAAUGAUGCUUAAAAGGCAUUGAGUGUUGACAGAUGAUGUGCCAAGAAUGGCAUUUGGCUGUUCAUACCCAGGAAUUAUGAUUAGAUCUCACUGGGGCUGUUAUUGGUACAUCUUUGUUAUGUUCAGCUUAAUAAAUUGCCAAGUAUCUAGUUAAAUAUGUACUUCCCAGAAAACAACAUUAGCAUCUAGUUCCAUUUUUAUCCAUGAGAACUGACAAAUAUCAACAAUAAUAAUUCAAUGAACCAGGCAUAGAUUCCCUGGAAAGGUCUGGAAGUAGGAGCGGUUUCAUGGUUUACAUGUAAUACUUGUCAUUACUUCUCAAUCACGGUGCAUCCAUUAACGUAAACACAGGAUGGCAAUGCACAUUGUUGCUGCAAUUAAAUGCAUGUAUAUGGUCAACAAAACAAUAUGCCUGUUAUUUUUCUAGUAAUUCAAAUAACAGAUAAAAUUGAAACUAUGCCUUACUUGUUCUCAGUAUUUUGUGUUACCUGUGUCAAGUUGAUGUACCAUUGAAGUAAUAUUUUUCAAAAUUAAGUAAAUAAGGAGAUAUUAUCCACAUAGUGUGUUAUAUUUUUAUCGAUUGUAAUAUUACGCAGUUCAUGAACAUUAUCUCAGUAUUUAUUAGAAUGCCUAUUACUAGGGCCACCAGUUUGUCUCCCUUUGUUUUCUUGCAUUGUACUCUAGUCAGCUAUAGCCUCUUUGUCAAGCCCCUUCCCAAACAAUUAUCCUAUUUGCACCACCUCUAUAAUCAAAGUUGAUUGAGAAAUUGCCACUUAAUAAGCACAGAUGAUGAUUGACAGCGAUGUUUCAAGCAGCACUCAUGCUAAAUUCACUUUGAUUACAUACUACCGUGGGCAUACUGCAGUAUUUUCAAAUGUUGUACAGGGGCAUGAUAGGUUUUUCUAAAACCAGUGGAAAAUUCUCACUUUAAAAAUGAGAACAGUUAUAUAACAUUUAAAUUGCAAGAAAAGUUAAAUAAAAAAAUAAAUUCAUGAAUCGACUAAUUAACUAAUCAUGUUCUUCAAUCAAGAAUUUAAGUUGAAUUAGGUGUCUUAGUGCUCAGCUCAAACAAAAACCCACAGCCACACCGGCCCUUUUCAGAUAAGAUAAAAUUUUAUUUUUACUGCAGUGAUACUCAAUCCUGGUCCUUGAGAGCCGCAGAGUCUGCUGGUUUUUGUAUUUUCUUUAAGAUCAGCAACCGAUUCAGACCCGAGAAACUAGGUUACCUGAGUUAACUGUAUAAUCAACUGCUCCAACUGAUCAGUUGCUGUGCUACUAAAGUGUUGAGUAUCAAGGAAAGCUAGCAGACGCUGCUGCUCAGCAGGACCAGGAGUGAGGACCAUGGGCUCAAAGACAUGUUUUUCAUAGCAUUUUAACUUACAUCCACUCCCUAUAUUAGAUCAACUAAUUAUUUUUUAUAAAUGUCUCAAUUAGAAACUCAGUUGUACAAUUUAGUCACUUGACUGUGCUGUUGGAGUGCUUAUGGGGACCCCUGGAGGAUGACGAUUGAAAUACAAGUUUAAAUCCCUGCAGGUCACAUGGUACAGACAAACUUGUGGCCCUAGCCAUUACCAAUAAGUAUAUCAAUAAGAUUCUGGAUUAAAACGAUGACAUUUUCUCCAACAAUGUUUUCUUUAUUGAUGAAAGUGAAAUCACAUGCAGUUAUGUCUUUAAAAAAUCUGAUUUGUCCACAGGAA
This is a messenger RNA of Anguilla anguilla (European eel), 2767 nucleotides long. Its product is annotated as brain and acute leukemia cytoplasmic protein-like. The transcript is spliced from 3 exons. The record is from RefSeq and is a predicted model, not a curated record. Bases 240 to 695 code for a protein of 151 amino acids. Lineage: Eukaryota; Metazoa; Chordata; Actinopteri; Anguilliformes; Anguillidae. Gene Ontology annotation, cellular component: cytoplasm.